Panicum virgatum (switchgrass) is the source of this 1146-nucleotide messenger RNA. Its product is annotated as protein FERTILITY RESTORER RF2, mitochondrial-like. Gene Ontology annotation, biological process: chloroplast organization; thylakoid membrane organization. Bases 283 to 738 code for a protein of 151 amino acids. The record is from RefSeq and is a predicted model, not a curated record. The transcript is spliced from 5 exons. NCBI's taxonomy places the organism in Eukaryota, Viridiplantae, Streptophyta, Magnoliopsida, Poales, Poaceae. Gene Ontology annotation, cellular component: chloroplast.
CACGCAUCCGCACCUGCUGCCGGGCGCUGCCGAGCAACAGCUGGAGCAGCUCCAGACGGACCGCGAGGCGGAGAAAGACAAGGACAAGGAGAGUGGUGCUGGCCGUGGCCUCGAUCUGCGACGCGGCCAACUGCAGCAGGGGAAGCUGCACCGAGCUUCCGAAGCUAUCUGCCCAACGACGAGCGCCAUUGACACCCUGGCUGGUCCUAGGCCUGGAAGGCCAUCCCCUUCUCGCUAGCCCUGCGUCAUCCCCAACGCCAACGGCAUUGAGUUUCAUCCACGAUGUCGCAACUCAGAACACGUGCAUUGCCUGGAGCUGCAAUCUAUGGCAUUUCAACUAGGAGAUUUGGAGGUUCACAAUUCCAGCAACCUAAUGUUAAUCGCAUCUCAUUUGAAGGGAAAGUGUCUGCUAAAGCAACAUUGAGAAGUGUGAGGUGUAAAGCUACUCAAACUCAAAGCGUCCAAAAGAAAUCUUCUAGUGCAACUGUUCAGCGUGAUAAGAAAGGGAAAGUCCAAGGGCCAAAACUGGAUGAUGGAAGCGGUGGGUUCCCUCCAUUCCGUUUCGGCAAAGGUGGGGGCGGUGGUGGAGGUGGCGGGGGUGGCAGCAACUACUUUGGUGGAUUCCUUCUCUUCUCUUGCGUGUUGCUCCUUGAUUACCUGAAGGAGUUCGAGAAGCACCUCCUUACUCGAAGGCACCGAGCUGGUGAUGAUGCUGGCAAUGGGCUGCUACAGCCAUGAUCGCUGUUACCAGCCCCAGUAGCUACAAGUUCUGAAUUUUGACGAAGAAGGCUUCUGGCCAGCUUUUUGAAAACAUAUCAUGUGACCGUCUUGGUAGUUUAUGUUUUCUUUCCUAAGGACUGCUGAGAAAGAUCAUAUCAGAUUCGAGACUCGAAGGACUGCGUCCGAGAUGCUGAAAGCUCCUGCACGCAGGCUGCCGAGCUGGCCUGGAAAUAUGAACCUAGUGUGAUGUAGUGUGCCCGUUUCAGAUGGAUCCUGUGGCUGGUGGUGUGGAACGCUUGCCGAUUGCGAUUUGGACCAGUUAACUAGGAAUUUCGUGGUGGUUUUUGUUCUCUAUUUGCUGGACAUAUAACCUUUUGCUAUUGUUGAAAUGGAGACUGUUAAGUGGACAGGGGAAAUGCUGCGCCA